AUGCCCUCAAGAUACAGAGUUGAAUAUCAACUAAAGUCUCAUCGCAAAGAUGAACUAAUAGAGUGGAUAAAGGGUCUCUUGGCAGUACCCUUUGUUUUACACUCAUCAUCGGACAGCGACGACGCCCGGCAAUUAAUACGCCAACGGUACGCUGAAAUAUUCACAGCUGUAGAAUCACUAGUCGAUGAGCAGUUUGAGAUCGGCCAACAAAUGCAUUUGCCAGACCAGGAUUUUCAUCGCGAAAGAACAAGGCUAACGCAACUAGUACCUUCUGUUGGGCCCUUUUUCACUAGGCUUCCGUUGGAAAAGUCAUUUUAUCUGGAGGAUCGCAAAAGGGCCAUCUCCUCGAGAACCAUGGUGGCACCUAGUUUUAACGAUAUCCGCCAUAUCUUAAACUCAGCCCAAAUCUUGCAAAUGCGUCAGUUCAACGACGUGAAGCUCGUCACCUUCGAUGGGGACGUCACUCUUUAUGAAGAUGGAGGAUCGCUUACAGAAUCUAGCAAAGUAGUGCCAUUUUUGCUAGAUCUUCUGAGAAAUGGGAUCUGCGUCGGGAUCGUCACCGCCGCGGGUUAUGACGAAGCUCAAAAGUACAUGGAACGCCUCUUCGGCUUUAUAGUAGCCCUGGAAGAAGAUUCCACCAUAAGUCCAGAGCUUAAAGAAAACCUAGCCGUGCUGGGUGGGGAGUCCAACUAUCUUUUCAGAUACAACGCCAAAUUGGGCGAACUGGUUUCGAUUCCACUCGAAAGCUGGAUUCGGUCGCCCAUGCGCGAGUGGAGCGAGUCCGAUAUGACUGAAACGCUUGACUUAGCGGAGUCGCUGCUCCGAGGCUUCAGAACUGCGCUGAACUUGCCGGAGGAAUCGACGAUUAUUCGCAAGCCCAGAGCCGUGGGAAUUGUUCCCGGAAAUCGCUGGAACCCAGAAACGAAACGUACAAACCGCAUCAAGAUGGAGCGCGAGCAACUCGAGGAAAUGGUGCUUACCCUCCAACACCGCAUCGAGAAUUUCGCCCCGGCACGUCGAAUCCAAUUCAGUUGUUUCGACGGUGGCAGCGACGUGUGGUGCGAUAUUGGAGGCAAAGACCUCGGUGUCGCUGCUCUUCAAAACUACUUCUGCCCCGAAAACCCAAUCAAGCCUCAUCAAACCUUGCACAUUGGUGACCAGUUUGCACCAAUGGGUUCGGCAAACGACUUUAAAGCCCGACUCUCUGGCUGUACCGUGUGGAUUUCCUCGCCCCAGGAAACAGUAGAAGUUCUUCGUUGUUUGACCACAGGUUUCGACCACUACACACGAUCCUCGUCGGUCAUCCCAAUUGCUGUAGCUACUACAGACAGCUGCUACCAAUAG
Molecule: messenger RNA, 1344 nt
Organism: Lachancea nothofagi CBS 11611
Lineage: Eukaryota; Fungi; Ascomycota; Saccharomycetes; Saccharomycetales; Saccharomycetaceae
Source: the annotation of a GenBank genome assembly